Echinops telfairi (small Madagascar hedgehog) is the source of this 1392-nucleotide messenger RNA. Its product is annotated as olfactory receptor 2K2. Gene Ontology annotation, molecular function: olfactory receptor activity; G protein-coupled receptor activity. The record is from RefSeq and is a predicted model, not a curated record. Gene Ontology annotation, cellular component: membrane. Lineage: Eukaryota; Metazoa; Chordata; Mammalia; Afrosoricida; Tenrecidae. Gene Ontology annotation, biological process: G protein-coupled receptor signaling pathway. The transcript is spliced from 2 exons. Bases 251 to 1180 code for a protein of 309 amino acids.
ACACAGAGACAUUGUAGCAUCCGCUAAGGAACGGAGGAGUUUGACUAUGGAAGACAAGGCAAAAAGCAAGGACAGUGUGCCUGUGCAGACGGACAACGGAGGGGCUUUUCCAGCAUGUGACUAUCUGAGUAGAGAAAGCAGAGAGCCAGCAGACGGGGAGAUGAAGGUGCCGAAGAGCAUCGUAAAUGCAGAAACAAGGUGAGAUGAGGAGAAGUGAGCUAUUACAAUAACCACAAGUAAAGGAAAGAAAAUGAAAGGAGAAAAUUCCACCAUUUGGAGCUUUUUUUUCCUGGAGGGGUUUUCUCGGUAUCCCAAGCUCGAAGUCGUUCUGUUUGUCUUCAGCCUUGUAAUGUACCUGAUCACCCUCUUUGGCAACAGCACUCUGAUCUUAAUCACUGUCCUAGAUUCACGCCUUCAUACCCCCAUGUACUCGUUCCUUGGGAAUCUGUCUUUCAUGGAUAUCUGUUACACAUCUGCUUCCAUUCCCACAUUGCUGGUGAACUUGCUCUCCUCCCAGAAAACCAUUAUCUUGUCUGCGUGUGCUGUACAGAUGUAUCUGUCCCUUGCUAUGGGCUCCACGGAGUGUGUGCUCCUGGCUGUGAUGGCGUAUGACCGUUACGUGGCCAUUUGCAAUCCUCUGAGAUACCCCAUCAUCAUGAACAGGCAGAUCUGUGUGCAGAUGGCCUCUGUCUCCUGGGUGACGGGCUGCCUGACUGCUCUGCUGGAGACCAGUUUUGCCCUGCAGGUGCCCCUCUGUGGGAAUGUCAUCGAUCACUUCACAUGUGAAAUUCUGGCUGUGCUAAAAUUAGCGUGCACAAGCUCCCUGCUCAUGGACACGAUCAUGCUGGUGAUCAGUGUGCUCCUCCUGCCCAUCCCAAUGCUGUUAAUUUGCGUCUCUUAUUUCUUCAUCCUUUCUACUAUUCUGAGAAUCCGUUCAGCAGAAGGGAGGAGCAAAGCUUUCUCCACCUGUGGUGCCCACCUGACUGUAGUGAUUUUGUAUUAUGGGGCUGCUCUCUCCAUGUACCUCAAACCUUCUUCAUCAAACUCACAAGAAGUAGAUAAAAUCAUCUCAUUGCUUUAUGGAGUGCUGACCCCUAUGUUGAAUCCCAUAAUUUACAGUUUAAGGAACAAGGAAGUCAAAGAUGCUGUGAAAAAACUGCUGGACAAAAUAACGGUGUAGCAAACACAUGACAAGCUCUAACUGGUUCCGUUGGCUGGGGCUGUGCCCCUGACAGAAUUCAUCAGGGGGAUAAUGCUUCUUCAUUUGAACCUGAGCUGUGCAAUUUCACAGUUCUGAGGUAUUUGUACCUGGAGUGAUUUUUGUUUGAGGACAAUGAUAGAUUCCAGUCUGCACUUGUUUCUGGGUCCUGCCCUGCAUGUGGGGGUGCCUCU